Messenger RNA from Rhipicephalus microplus (southern cattle tick), 2082 nucleotides. RefSeq names its product pre-mRNA processing factor 19 (gene Prp19). Gene Ontology annotation, biological process: mRNA splicing, via spliceosome; protein ubiquitination; DNA repair. Lineage: Eukaryota; Metazoa; Arthropoda; Arachnida; Ixodida; Ixodidae. Gene Ontology annotation, cellular component: U2-type catalytic step 1 spliceosome; Prp19 complex; cytoplasm. Gene Ontology annotation, molecular function: ubiquitin protein ligase activity; protein binding. The record is from RefSeq and is a predicted model, not a curated record.
AAUCAGCGAGCAGAAGUUUUUUGCGAAAAGCGACGAUCUUGACCGCCAAGUUGGAGCGAUUUGUCUUGCUGCCUGUGUCCGGAAAAUCACGCUCGUCUUUGUAAAAACGAGCGGUACUUGAAGUUUAAGGAGGUGAGAAUAGGCUGAGAAAACCUGGUGGCAGCAGCAAUGUCAUUCUGCUGCGCAUUAAGCAACGAGACACCGGAGCAACCGGUGGUGUCUCCAGCAUCUGGAAGUCUGUUUGAACGCCGCCUCAUUUCAAAGUAUAUUCGAGAACAUGGCACGGACCCUAUCAAUGGCCAGCCACUGACAGAAGAUAUGCUUAUUGAUCUGAAGGUUGCUCCUAUAGCCAAGCCACGACCACCCUCUGCUACGAGUGUGCCUGCCUUGUUAAAGGCUUUGCAGGAUGAGUGGGAUGCUGUGAUGUUGCACAGUUUCUCCUUGCGACAGCAGUUACAGACAGCACGACAGGAGCUUUCACACACACUGUACCAGCAUGAUGCUGCCUGCCGUGUUAUUGCACGUCUAACGAAGGAAGUGACAGCGGCUCGAGAGGCCUUGGCCACACUCAAACCCCAAGCUGCAAGUAGUGGUGGUGCUGCGGGAGCUGCCGUGGAGGCUGUUCCUAUGGAGACAACUGAGGAGGCUGGUGGCAUGACUGCCGAGGUGGUGCGCCGCCUGCAAGAAAAGGCUGCCUUGCUAACAGCACAGCGAAAGAAGAGGGGCAAGGCCAUUCCGGAAGAUCUGGCCAAGCCUGAAGAUCUUCGAGCUUAUCAAACGCUGGGUUCACACCCAGGUUUGCAUAGUGCUGGCCUGCCGGGUAUCCUGGCCUUAGAUGUGAGCCCCACUGACCGCAUCCUCACAGGUGGCAGCGACCGAAAUGCAGCUGUCUUCAAUAAAGACACUGAACAAGUGGUAGCUGUGCUGAAGGGUCACACAAAGAAGGUGACAUCAGUAGUGUUCCACCCAGAUGAAGACACAGCAGUGACAGCAUCACCAGACACUACAGUACGUGUGUGGAACAUCCCAUCUGCACAGACAACUCAGAUUAUUCGUGCUCACGAGGGACCAGUUUCUGGCCUCAGCUUGCAUGCAACUGGCGACUACCUGCUGUCAACAUCAACUGACCAGCACUGGGCUUUCUCUGACCUUCACACUGGCCGUGUCCUGGCUCGUGUGCUUGACAACUGCGCCCUAACAGCAGCCGAGUUCCAUCCUGAUGGUCUCAUUUUGGGCACGGGCACAUCAGAUGCCUUAGUAAAGAUUUGGGAUUUGAAAGAGCGCACCAAUGUUGCCAACUUCCCAGGUCACACUGGCUCCAUCACUGCUCUGGCAUUUUCAGAGAAUGGUUAUUACCUAGCCACUGCAGCAAGUGAUUCUGCUGUCAAGCUGUGGGAUUUGCGCAAGCUGAAAAACUUUAAAACCAUUGCUCUAGACGAUGGCUAUGAAGUGCGAGAUUUGUACUUUGACCAGAGUGGUACCUACCUGGCAGUUGCAGGGACAGAUGUUCGUCUCUACCUCUGCAAGCAGUGGGACACACUCAAGAUAUUUUCAGACCACACAGCUUUGGCGACAGGUGUGCGAUUCACUCAUCGUGCCCGCAACGUGGCCUCUGUCUCUAUGGACCGUACCCUGAAGAUUUAUGGGUUAUCAUAAAAAGUACAUGACUUUGGCAUACCCUGGCAACAAGCAUUUGUCGUUCAAGUCAAGAAGAGUAUGGCUCCCUUAUCAUUCAUUAUACCCGGGCAAGAAGCAUUUGUCGUUGAAGUCAAGUAGACUAUGGGUUAUCAUAAAAAGUACAUGAAUUUGGCAUACCCUGGCAACAAGCAUUUGUCGUUCAAGUCGAGAAGAGUACGGCUCUCUUAUCAUUCAUUAUACCCGGGCAAGAAGCAUUUGUCGUUGAAGUCAAGUAGACUCUGGCAUUCUUAUUCAGUAUACCCUGGCAAGAAGCAUUUGUCAUUGAAGUCAAGAAGACUUUGGCAUUCUUAUUCAGUAUACCCUGGCAAGAAGCAUUUGUAGUUCAAGUCAAAAAGACCAUCUCUUUAUGUUUUAUUCUAAUAAAGGUUGCUUCAAAAAGCAUCA